Rhinichthys klamathensis goyatoka is the source of this 3950-nucleotide messenger RNA. It is a transcript of the gene bend5, whose product is annotated as BEN domain containing 5. The transcript has 6 exons. Lineage: Eukaryota; Metazoa; Chordata; Actinopteri; Cypriniformes; Leuciscidae. Gene Ontology annotation, molecular function: DNA binding. Bases 596 to 1627 code for a protein of 343 amino acids. The record is from RefSeq and is a predicted model, not a curated record. Gene Ontology annotation, biological process: negative regulation of DNA-templated transcription.
UAAUUUUAAUUUCACAUGACUUGCAUGAACAUGCUUUAACACGCAUGUAUUGUGUUGUUGAGAGAACACUAAUGCUGUGACAUGAGUGUUUUGAUGUGAUCAAUGGAUAUAGACGGAGAAGAUGUCAUAGGUUUGAUGUCUUCUUGAUGAUUCUGGUGUUUUUAGCUCGUCGUGAUUGUCGGGUUUGUGUAAUAGAGAUAUGUAAGUUCAUCGUGUCUGUGUUUGACAAGCACGACCAUCUAAAUAUUAACUAAGGGAAAGGCGCGACGAUAAUGUCUCAAUAAGUUCAUGAAAGUAGAAACGAAAGAUAAGAGGGUUUUAAAGGCAGAGAAAGAGGCUCAGGAUGCUAAGCGAUUGUUAGCUUGCUGCUAACGCUUCCUUCAUUUCUCUCCGGCGCAUAAGAGCUUAACAGCGAAUAAAAUGAUCAUCAUCUCAACACUAACAAUCUAUCGGAACUGAUAAAGAUAAGGAAAAGCAGACACGAUAACCAGAAAGUUCUGUAUUUCAACGUUUUGUUGUGUUUAGCUCAAGCUGCUAGGUUUACUGUCAUCACAUUAGCUAGCCAGAAAGCAUUGAGGAAUUUGAGCACAGUAUUAUGCAAAAGAAGAUGAAAAUACCCAAGAUGUCGAACAGGAACACAGUGGAGAAUCACUUUGGCGAGGAGAGAAUGCCCCUAAGACAUAAAAAGGUCCAGUCACAGGAACAGCAGCGGGCCAGUUCCAACUCCUCAAAGAGCCUGGCUGCGGUGGUGGCGCGGCUGGAGAGGAACGCAGUCAACUCGUGCACGGAGGGAGAGGAGCUGGACAGACUCACCACAGAGGAAGAGGAAGAGCAGGACGAGGCCGUGGUGCCCCGUGUCCUGUACGAGGAGCUGGUGCACAGCUACCGGCAGCAGGAGGAAGAAAUGAGACGUCUGCAGCAGGAACUGGAGCGCACACGCAGGCAGCUGCUCCAGCAGGCCAAAAAACUGAAGGAGUACGGCAGUCUGCUGACCGAAGUCAAGGAGCUCCGGGAUUUCAACCGACGCCUGCAGGACGUCCUGCUCAUGAGGCUUGGCAGCGAACCGAUGCAUGACAAUGGCACACAGACAAUCAAAGCAGAGGUGGUAGAGCCGAUCAGUGAACCACAGGAGACGUGUCAAGAGGAAGCCAACACUAGCUCCACCCACUCCCACUCCCCGUCCCCGAGAACCGUCUACACCUUCAAUGAUGGAAAAGUGCAUUUGGGUGGAGGGAUUUGGGUGGAGGAGGAGAAGUGGCACCAGCUACAGCGGACACAGGGAGACUCGAAAUUCACCAAAAACCUGGCGGUGAUGAUCUGGGGCACGGAAACCCUGAAGAACCGCAGCGUGACUGGCGUCGCUACGAAGAAGAAGAAAGAUGCCUUGCCCAAACCACCACUCUCACCAAGCAAGCUCAAAAUCGUCCGAGAGUGUCUGUACGACCGCGUGUCUCAAGAAACAGCCGACAGCGCAGAGAUCACCCAGCGAUUAUCCAAAGUGAACAAAUACAUCUGCGAAAAGAUCAUGGAUAUCAACAAAUCCAUCAAGAACGAGGAACGCCGAGAGUCCAAGCUUCUCAUCCAACAGACAGUGAAGAUGGAGAACUUCCCCUAUGACGGCCUGUAGGGGGCGCUAAAGUUGUCACCAUAGCUCAUUCUACUCCUCAAGGACUUCUGGUGGAGAAGGUGCACGUAAUCACCGGCGCUGCCAAUUGAGAUUUCCACUGAUGCCCUCCCAAGACCUCUCAGUCUUUAACUCUCGCAGACCCUGUUUUACAACCUGUCUGACAGUUUUACCUCUCUCCACACUGCCUUAGCAUUCCGGUGUGCAUUCUGUGAGUGAAUGGGGCGGGGUUUUUGUAAGCUUUGAUGGGGAUCUCGGGGUGGGUCUGAUGUUACGCGUGAUAGACAGGAGCGAUCCUUUAAAUCGUGUGCGAGUAAAAUGUGUUUGGCACAUCAGCUUGUGUUCUGUGUCAGAACAUGUCCUAAUGUACUAAAGAGGUUUCCCUUGUCAUAAAUGCUGGCUUAGAGUCGGAGUCUUAAGGGGAGGUAGGUCACUUCACUGGGACCAUCUGCUAAAGGUACUUAACAUAAAGAGUUGCACUUUUAAACAGGGUCACACCCUGCGUCGUCUUAAUGAACGAUUGAUUUAAUUAAUCAAUCUAGGCCUAAUUGCUCCCGUUAAUUGCUUUCCUGAGAUGACUACUGAUGGUCCGUUCUAGUUUUUGAUGGUUGUUAGAGGUGGAGAGGUCGCAUGUAGUCAGUGAUUCUGCUAGACGGUUGUCCUGGAAGACGGAUUAGCAGUGUUUUUUUGGUAUUCAGUCCCAUCCAGGUGAAUAAAUAUUUGUUUAAAGUUCAAUUUAGACUUUCUAAGGUCAUCAGUAUGCUUGUUGUUUUCGCUUUAGGCGAUAGUCCUGUUGGGAAAUUCUUACGCGUUCGGAAGUCAUAAUUACGAUGACAUGUUUUUAAGGGAUUCAUACUACGGUUCAAAACUUUAGGGUUGGUAGGUUUUUUAUUUUAUUAUGUUUUUGAAAGAAGUCUCUUAUGCUCACCAAGGUUGCCGUUAUUUGAUCAAAAAUGCAUGUGAUAUUUUAUUACAAUUUUAAAUAACUUUUCUAUUUUAAUAUAUUUUAACUUCAAAUGUAUUCCUGUGAUGGAAUAGAAUGUUAAAAAGAACAGCAUUCAUUUGAAAUAUAAAUCUUUUGUAACACUUUUGAUUCAUUUAAUGCAUCCUUGCCGAAUAUAAGAAUUAAUUUCUUGAAGAAAUCCGUCCUUAAACUUUUCAACAGCGGUGUAUAUUUGAACAAAAUGCAUUGUUGUGUAAAAUGGGCCCAAAAUAGAAGAGAGUAUUUUAAUGUCAUAUGUUUAAGUAUAGUUGAAUUCUUCUUCUCUGAGGUCUCGUGUUGUGUACAAAGUUCACAACAGUACAGUAAAAAUGGCGUCAAGUAUAAAAUAAGAUUCUUGUAAACAACAAAAGCACAUCCAAGUUGAUUUCAGUGAACUUGAUGGACUAGCCAUGGGACAAGAGUUAUUGUAUUAUCGGGUCUACGGAGAUGGAGACCACCUAAGACCUUUUACCAGCUGUAAAUUGCACUUGGGACGGAGGGUAAGUGGAAAUCAGAGCUGGGCUGCAGGGCCUUCUUCCAGCUGGCAAUCAUUGGGAACUGUGUUCUCUGUUUUAUAGCAAGCUGUGAUUGUAAUAUGAGCUGAUAUUGCUUUAACUGCACUUUGGUGUGUGAGUGUGGAGAGAUGCCAGGUGCCGUGUGCGGACGUGGGGUAAAACUGUCAGCAGUGCUCGGGCGGGGGGGGGUUACACAUUAGCCUCAUUCCUCUGGUCACGCCAACAGCAGAGUCUCUGCUCCAGCCCACCUGUAGAGGGCGCACUCAUCGGGGGGAGAAAUAAGAUAUCGUGACAACUUACAACGAGCCAUGCCAUCCACACUUUAGUCCUUUGUCUCCCCUUGUCGUCUUUAUUUUCAUCACAGACGGUUUAUGUGGCUUGUCGGCGUAACAAAAGAAAGAAAAACGAGCCUUUUGCAGAUUUGGGUUCUUGACUGUGAUGCCAUAUCGCUUACUGUGAAUUAACCACAGAUCUGCCACGCAAAAGCCUCCCCGUUUUUUUUUUGUUGUUUUUUUAUAAAUCGAGUACAUUUAUUAGUGGGGAGAAAAUUUCACUGUACAUUUGGAAUAUAUUCUCAUGUUUUUGAACAUUUCAUCGUUUGCAUCCAGGCUGCACCUUAUCUCACUAAGCUUCUGGUUCAGAAUCGAGUCAGACAAUGUUGUAAUUCUGUCUUUAUCUUUGCUGGUUCAUACUGUAUGUAGUUUAUAAUCAUUUCUACUUUUACAGUGUAUAUGUGACGUUUCGCUAUUAAUGUAGAUCCUGGGUAAUCACAUUUCUAAAAGAAUGCAGGGCUCUUCGCGAAUACAUCAUCUCUAAUGACAGAAACCCA